This is a messenger RNA of Branchiostoma floridae (Florida lancelet), 474 nucleotides long. RefSeq names its product alpha-aminoadipic semialdehyde synthase, mitochondrial-like. Lineage: Eukaryota; Metazoa; Chordata; Leptocardii; Amphioxiformes; Branchiostomatidae. The coding region runs from base 118 to 342 and encodes 74 amino acids. The transcript is spliced from 2 exons. Gene Ontology annotation, molecular function: saccharopine dehydrogenase activity. The record is from RefSeq and is a predicted model, not a curated record. Gene Ontology annotation, cellular component: cytoplasm.
GGAUGUCCCAACGAAGGUCCCGGAUGUCCCAACGAAGUUCCCGGAUAUCCCCGCUUGCCCCAGCGGCUGAUCGCUGUGAGCGACAUCUCGGCAGACGAAGGCGGGUCGCUGGAGUUCAUGACCCGAUGCACCUCCAUGGACAGCCCGUUUGAAGUGUCUGACGGUACAAAAUCUGAACCAGGGAUCAUGGGGGGUGGUGUUGUGGUCUGCUCGGUGGACAACCUCCCAGCGCAGCUGCCGCGAGAGGCUACGGACAUCUUUGGGAACCAGCUGCUGCCCUACGUCUGGGAAAUGGUACGCUCGGGGUCAGGGGUUAUGGUUCAAAGGUUAAUACGUCCAUAGCUGAUGUGAGAAAUGUUGAGUUCAAAACAUAUCCCCGUUUCAAGGACAUGGAUCCUGUAGGUACCGAUUCUUGGCAAAACGUGUUUUAUUUACAAUGGGGAUAAAAAUGUCAGACUACAAUGCAUGGCUAGU